Messenger RNA from Aplysia californica (California sea hare), 1150 nucleotides. RefSeq lists its product as uncharacterized. NCBI's taxonomy places the organism in Eukaryota, Metazoa, Mollusca, Gastropoda, Aplysiida, Aplysiidae. The transcript is spliced from 5 exons. The coding region runs from base 413 to 826 and encodes 137 amino acids. The record is from RefSeq and is a predicted model, not a curated record.
UUAAAAUCUCCUACUAAGAUAAAGGGUCUGUGGACUUGGUGUUUGAGUCAUUAAGCUGGGUAAUUUUGAGGGGGUAAUUUGACGGGACAUAUCGUCAAGCCGCUACCUUUUUGGCCUAAGUCAGACUUAGGCCAAAAUGCAACUAACACACCGUUCGAAUCGUUGUAACGUCUGCUAUCACAUUUUAAAGAAAUGAAUAAAAUCGGCCAACACAUUUUCCUACAAAUCCCGAAAUAACACUUUGGCCUAAGUCAAAAAUGACUAAGGCCAUAAUGAUUCUGGACGCGGUUUGGCCUAUAUCAGAGAUAGGCCAAACGGUUCUCAGAAUCAUUUUGGCCUAUGUCAGAGAUGGGCCAUAAAACUAGCCUCGGCCGCCUUCCGUUUCUAGUUUUUUCCUCUCCCGCUACCCAAGAUGGCGUCACGCAGCAGAACAACAAUGAUGUCAGUCGCCAGUGCUUUAAGCCUUUUUUUGCAAGAAGAGAGUGAUGAUUCACAACAAAGUCAAAGUCUCGGCAGCAGCGGCAGUGAAUUUGAGCCACCACCAGAUCUAAAAUCUGAGCCUGGAACCUUACGGGAGGACCAGCCCAAUUCAGUGACAGCAGAAGGUUCAUCUUGCCGUGGGCUCAUGAACCCUUUGGUGACUGGGCCUGCACAGGGAGGGGAGGACAACGAUCCCAGCACAUCCCAGCUCUUGAGUCUAUCGAGGAGCCACCCCGUACUUCAAACGGAGACGAAAGUGUUGCUGAUGGUGCAAUCAGCACUGUCGAGGAAGACGAGGAGCCACCAACUCCGAUUAACCGAGACGAAAGUUUUGCUGACAGUGUAGUCAGCACUGUCGAGGAAGACGAGGAGCCACCGACUCCAGCUCCUUCAUACGGAGUCGAAAGUUUUGGUGGUAGUGAAAUCAGCACUGUUGAUUUCAACAACACAGCAGAUGACCCUCUCCCUUCAAACCGCGGUAAAAGGAAACCAGCCCCUCACACCUGGAGACGCAGUAUGGCAAAGCAUGCCCGAUUGUUUUUGUACUUUGUUUAUGACCAUGCCUAUCUUGUUUCUCUUGUUUUAGUAGAGGUUUUACAGCGCUAGCAAAUGCAUAAAGUCAUUAGUGAGUGCCAAGGGGUAGAUGUCAACAGAGAAGUCCUUACAGGGA